AAGUUGUCCUGAGGCUCUGCGCGCGCGCCCGGAGCGUCCCGUCCUGCGUGCCUGCUUCUGAGAAAUGUCUUCCAACGAGGCAGAGGCCACUGCCAGCGCUCAUGUGACAGCCGAAGAACCGGCACAGCAGCCCAGCGUGGUGGACCGCGUGGCCAACAUGCCCCUGAUUAGCUCCACCUGCAACAUGGUGUCCGCUGCCUACACCUCCACCAAGGAGAGCUACCCCCACGUCAAGACUGUCUGCGAUGUGGCAGAGAAAGGGGUGAAGACACUCACAGCAGCUGCUGUCAGUGGGGCACAGCCCAUCCUCUCCAAGCUGGAACCCCAGAUUACUUCAGCCAGUGGAUAUGCCCACAGGGGGCUGGACAAGCUGGAAGAGAAUCUGCCCAUCCUGCAGCAGCAAUCAGAGAAGGUCCUGGCAGACACCAAGGAGCUUGUGUCAUCCAAGGUGUUGGGGGCCCGAGAGGCGGUGUCCAGCACAGUGUCCAGUGCCAAGGACACUGUGGCCACCCGCAUGACAGAAGCAGUGGACAUGACGCGGAGCACGGUGCAGAGUGGUGUGGACAUGACCAAGUCCGUGGUGACCAGUGGUGUCCACUCGGUCAUGGGCUCCCGCAUGGGCCAGAUGGUGCUGAGCGGAGUGGACACAGUUCUGGGCAAGUCUGAGACAUGGGUGGACAACCACCUGCCCAUGACAGACGCCGAGCUGGCCCGCCUCGCCACGUCCCUGGAGGGCUUCGACAUGGCCACCGUGCAGCAGCAGCGGCAGGAGCAGAGCUACUUCGUGCGUCUGGGCUCCUUGUCAGAGCGGCUGCGGCAACGGGCCUACGAACACUCGCUGGGGAAGCUGCAGCACACGAGGCAGCGGGCCCAGGAGGCCCUGAUGCAGCUGACGCAGGCCCUCAGCCUGAUGGAAACUGUCAAGCAGGGAGUUGACCAGAAGCUGAUAGAGGGUCAGGAGAAACUACACCAGAUGUGGCUCAGCUGGAACCAGAAGGAGCUCCUGGGCAAGGAGAAGGAUGCAGCCAAGCCAGAGCAGGUGGAGUCCCAGGCGCUCACCAUGGUCCGUGACAUCGCCCAGCAGCUGCAGGCCACCUGCGCCUCCCUGGGCUCCAGCAUUCAGGGGCUGCCCGCCCACGUGAAAGACCAGGCCCAGCAGGCGCGCCGCCAGGUGGAGGAUCUCCAGGCCACCUUUUCCGGCAUCCACUCCUUCCAGGACCUGUCCAGCAGCGUCCUGACGCAAAGCCGCGAACGGGCGGCCAAGGCCCGAGAGGCCCUGGACCACAUGGUGGAAUAUGUGGCCCAGAACACACCCGUCACGUGGCUGGUGGGGCCCUUUGCCCCAGGAGUUACUGAGAAAAAACCAGAAGAGAAGAAGUAGGAUAGACAGGGAACUCGGGGUUCCCAGCCCUGCCUGACUGGCCACAUUAUGUCCCAGCCUCCCUUGGAGCAAACAUUUCUAACCACUUCUCCCCGUUUGUCUCACCUUGGGAACCCAAGGUCCUCAAACCCAACCUGUCCUCACCUCCUGAGCUGGGGGAAGUGUGUUCUCAAGCCCUGCAGUCACUUGGGCAGUUUCCAGAAAAGUAUUCUCUAAAAGUUUCCCAAGUAUUUUUCUUACAAUCAGGGAUAUUGUCCUUAUGUCCCUCUUCCUUUUGUACGUCAUGGCCUCGAGUGUUAGCCUUUUGCAAAUGAACUUGGACCCAAGGUCUGCAAGGUGGGGUGGAGACGGAGCUGCUGAAACUCUAGAGCAGAAGGGGCCACGCCUUGGGGGCCUGCCUGGCAAGCCUUGGGGACCUUGGUGUUUCAUUGUUGCCUUAAUAAAUUUUACCUGCAGCCAAGUACAGGCUGU
Talpa occidentalis (Iberian mole) is the source of this 1852-nucleotide messenger RNA. RefSeq names its product perilipin 3 (gene PLIN3). The coding region runs from base 65 to 1381 and encodes 438 amino acids. The transcript is spliced from 8 exons. Gene Ontology annotation, cellular component: cytosol; lipid droplet. The record is from RefSeq and is a predicted model, not a curated record. Gene Ontology annotation, biological process: positive regulation of triglyceride storage; lipid storage. NCBI's taxonomy places the organism in Eukaryota, Metazoa, Chordata, Mammalia, Eulipotyphla, Talpidae.